Molecule: messenger RNA, 843 nt
Organism: Gongylonema pulchrum
Lineage: Eukaryota; Metazoa; Nematoda; Chromadorea; Rhabditida; Gongylonematidae
Source: the annotation of a GenBank genome assembly
AUGAUAUUGUGCGUGAUAUACUACAUGCUCCUUGCCGUUUUUGUUACACCAACACAUUCAAGUUCAGCAACAGCAGCAUCAGCAACAACAACAUCAUCAGCAGCAACAAUAACAACAACAGCAAGACCUUCAACAAUAACAACUAGCAGCAAAAAAUACUACAAUGAUUUAAUUAACGAACUACUUGCCGAUCACAGCAGCUCAGGAAUUUUUUUAUCGCUUGAUAACAAGACCGGGAUUGAAUUUUACAAUAACUACAUCAACGAAAUGCUCAGCAACAGCAGCUCAGAAAUCGACUUGCUGCUUAGCAGUGACGAUCCCAGUGUGGUUGUUUUGCUUGAGACCAGUCACUCUCAUGUCGAAUUACAGCUGGAAAUAAGUGAUCCUCACAGUGAAAUAUUGCUGGACGUUGACGAUCAUAAAAGACUGGUGUUCAAGGCUGGUAAUCCAAGCACGAAUUUAUUGCUAGGCGAGAAUGCUCACAACAUUGACAUAUGGCUUGGGAGAGGCCACAAUAACAAAAACAGCAACAACGGCAAGAACAACAACAACAACGGCACGAACUACUAUAACAGCUUUGUUGAUGAGCUGAUUGAUGGCAGUGGUACUGAUAACAGCUUGAUCAACUUGCUAAUAAGUAAAUACGGCGCACCUUAUACUACCUACCUAAUCAAUGGGUUAAGUAAUGGUAACGGUACUCAAAACUACAACAACUUGAUCAAUGGUUUACUUAGUGAGAACAGCGCGAAUAGCCGCGACAACUUGACCAGUUUAUUGAUGGAAAGCAGAAACGGCUCAAACAAUACAAGAGACGUUGUCUACGGUAAUUUAAUCAGUAGUUAA